Messenger RNA from Schistosoma guineensis, 3474 nucleotides. Lineage: Eukaryota; Metazoa; Platyhelminthes; Trematoda; Strigeidida; Schistosomatidae. The record is from the annotation of a GenBank genome assembly.
UUUGGCGAGUAAUAACUGGAGACACAGACACAUUUACUCUUCAGGCGGACUUAAAUAAUAUGAUAAACUGGUCUAAAGAGUGGCUAAUGCCUAUCAACUCGGAAAAGUGUGUCUACAUGCACUUGGGGGAUUCAAAGGUUAAUACGUACAACAUAGGAGAUGUGUCAUUACCCGUAGUCCGGUCUCAUAAGGACCUAGGGGUGACCGUGAGCAAUGAUCUUAAGACGACGGCCCAUUGCCGGGAGGUCGCAGUUAAGGGGUUUCGAACCCUCUGGGCUUUAAAAAGGACAUUCACUAAGCUUGAUACUACCAUGUUCACCACAGUAUACACAUCCUUAGUGAGAACUAAGUUAGAGAACUGUGUUCAGGCUGCAAGCCCCUGUUUAAAAGGUGACUCAGACAUACUAGAAAAGGUACAGAGGGCAGCUACGCGUGCGAUUCCGGAACUCCGGGGUUUAUCAUAUGAAGAGCGGCUUGAAAAACUGAACCUCUUUACUCUGUCCUAUCGCAGACUAAGGGGAGAUCUAAUAUUGAUGUACAGAAUACUGAGAAAUGAUUUCGGACCUAACUUAUUCUCUCUCUUUCUUCCCACUAGAUCGGGACACCUCAGAGGACAUAGUAGGCGAGUAGAAAAGCCAAGAACGAACAAAAUACCUCUGGCAUACAGGUUUUCACACCGAGUCAUCAAUACUUGGAACCUGCUGCCUGAAGCAGUGGUAUCCGCACCUUCAAUUGACUCUUUCAAGAGAAGACUGGACACUCACAGAAGCAUACUAGAAAAGGAAUAACAUAGGCCGUAGGCCUUCUGUCCUUACUACACAAAUCUGAAAUCUGAAAUCAGUUAGCGCGCUUCACGAGAGUUGCGUUUCGAAUGUGCGACUGACGGUCAAGGAUAGGUCCAUUGAAGGCUUUAAGGAUGGUGCAGGAUGAAGUAACCCGUUCCAUAUCUCAAGGGGGCUGAAAGAGGGAGCAAGUAAAAGAAAACACGAGAGGCAGAGUAGCCAAUAUUCAUGAAGGAAUGUUUAAGGUAUUUGUUAAGAAAGAGCAUUUUAAUAGGUUAAAGAAAAUAAGUGUUGGCAAGGUGUGAGUGGACAUACAACUGACAAAUGGAGGCGAUUUGGAAAAGAGCUGAGAGUAUAAGAUUAUGUGUGAUUAUAAAAUAAAAUAUAGUGCUAGAAACAGUAUUGUGAUAUACAACUGGCUAUCUUCCUUUUAUCAUAGAAGCUAUUAGAGCCCCUUUCGUUUUUUAUUUGUUUUUUUUCAGGUUUUAUAGGGUCUUGAGUAGGCUUCGUAUAUUAGCGAAUUGUCUAGUUUGCUUUUAAUAGGAUUUCUGAGUAGGAAGUGAAACCAAUUCAACGUUCGUAACACGAUUUAAAGAGGUAUUUUGCGUGAUAGAUCAGCUUCAAUACCUUAAGUCCGUGACAUCCCACUAAACCAUAAGGAGGUCUUAGGUAGAAUUUGGGAACUGGACGUAAUCCCAUCUGACUGGUCUCAAUCACUGAUUGUGCCAGUUUUUAAGAAAGGACAAAAGUCCUCUUGUGACAAUCACAGAGGAAUCAGUUUGACAAUAUAGUGUCUAAAAUAUUAGCCUCAAUAAUACUUCGACGCCUAACUAAAGCUCGUGAAGAGCAGACUAGAGAAAACCAGGCUGGUUUUCGACCUGGACGUGGUUGUAUCGAUCAGAUAUUCACACUACGUCAGGUUCUAGAACACAGACACACAUUCAGACGCCCCACAAUGGUAGUAUUUCUCGACCUUAAGGCGGCAUUCGACUCCGUUGAUCGUGAGGUUCUAUGGCAGUGUUUGUCACUAAAAGGAGUACCAAAGAAGUACAUUAACCUUAUAAAGGCUCUCUACUCGAACACAACUGGUAGAGUGAGAGCUUAUGGCGAACUGUCAUCAGAAUUGAUUACCUCAAGUGGUGUUCGUCAGGGCUGUCCACUCUCUCCAUUCUUGUUCAACUUUGUCGUCGACGUACUUUUAGAGAUAACACUCUCCUCAUCUAAAUUUACAGGGGUUGAACUUCUACCAGGAGGUUCACUUGUUGACUUAGAAUAUGCAGAUGACAUAGUUUUAUUUGGUGAAGACGCUGACAAAAUGCAGAGUCUUCUGACCACUCUAAGCAACAAUGCAAGCAUGUUCGGCAUGCGAUUCUCUCCCUCGAAAUGCAAAAUGUUGCUUCAGGAUUGGGUUACAUCGACACCAGAACUAGUGAUAGGGAGUGAAGUAGUUGAGUGUGUCGACCGCUUCACUUAUCUUGGAAGUCUCAUCAGCCCUUGUGGUUUGGUGUGUGACGAAAUCUCAGCACGGAUACAGAAGGCUCGACUAGCUUUUGCCAACCUGCGUCAUUUAUGGCGUAGGCGAGAUAUCCGUCUAUCAACCAAAGGACGUGUUUACUGCGCAGCAGUUCGUUCCGUCCUACUUUAUGGCAGUGAAACAUGGCCGGUAAGAGUAGAGGAUAUCCGUAGGUUACUAGUAUUUGAUCAUAGGUGUCUUCGAAACAUUGCUCAUAUAUCAUGGGACCAUCGUGUAAGUAACACAGUUGUUAGGAAACGGGUACUAGGUAAGGAUGGCAAAUCAAUUGAUGAAGUAGUGAAACUUCAUCAGUUGAGAUGGCUGGGACACGUGUUACGUAUGCCCAACGACCGACUGCCUCGACGUGCUAUGUUCAGUGGUAUAGGAGUAGGUUGGAAGAAAGCUAGGGGCGGCCAAACCAAAACAUGGCACAAGUCCAUGAAGUCACUGACAAGUGAACUGAGUCAUGUUGGUAGGUGUAGACUACCUGGUUGGGGACCGCGAGAUGACAGCAACCGAUGGUUAGAGACCCUGAAUGACAUGGCUCAAAAUCGUUUGCAAUGGCGCAGGUGCAUCCACUCUCUGUGUUCUCCCAAAUUCUAAUCUUCUGAAUUCUUCAUGUCCCUUUUUUCCUCUUCCCAAAUUUCUUUCACUGGAUUAUACUCUUUAAAUAACAUCUCCAAACCCUAAUCUUCCCAAUUACUGCUUAUACUCUUAUUACCACUACCGGAUUUGAAUCGACAAGUGCAUCUCUGUGCUAAUGUGGUGUGGCAACUCGAACUGAUGUACGUACGUACGAAGUUCUACGUUGUUACUGACUGACUGACUGACUGAUAAGGAGCCGUAAUUAAACAAAAUGUUCUGCCCUACAGACAUGGGUGGAUUGAAGUUAUCUCCCCACCUUCAUGUUUGCUGGUCAGUAACGCCACCCUCCCUCCUUUUGUGAUGUUAGGCUCUCUUACGUUUGUGGUAAGUAUGAUUAAUGCUUUAAUCAAAGCACAUAGUUGGAAUACACUGUCUCUACUAGGUCCAUGUUACAAGCAAAUCAGAUAUUUAAAAAUUCUGUUUUAUGGGUUAGAUGUCCAUAUAGUAUAUCACACUGCUAUGAAAAUAACUAAUGGUUUAAAGAAGUAAGGAUUAAUAGUAAAUCAAAAGAUUUGAGAGGGUAUAAAAUUGUAG